CUGAGAUCGCGCCACUGUACACCAGCUGGGGGGAGAGAGACUCCGUCUCAAAACAAACGAACAAAAAAAAGACUGUGAAAAUGAACUUUACGAAUAAAGCCUAAAGAAGCAAAUAAAAGUCAUACUUUUGCCUUCUAAAAAUAAUCAAUGUUAACAUUUUGGCCCACUGGAACCUCUCUUUGAGGGUAGGGACUGUUGAUCUACGAAUCUCAGAUUUAGCACACUGGCUGGCACUUAUGAGCACUGAAAAAGCUUUUUUUUUUUUUUUUUUUUUUUAAGUACUCCAUAGCCCAUCCCUUUCAUUUAGCUGGGUAGUGUGGUCAAUUUCCCCAUAAUAUACAUUCUUACAUACAAUUCGUAUGUAUUUCUGGGGUACAGUGUGAUGUUUCCAUACAUAAACACAUUGUGCAACGAUCUAAUCAGCGUAAUUAGCACAUCCAUCACCAAAACACUUGUCAUUUCUUUGUGGUGAGAACAUUCAAAAUCCUCUCUUCUAACUAUUUUGAAGUUAACAUUAUUGUUGAGUAUAGUCAUCCAAAUGUGCAAGAGAACACUAAAACGUAUUCCUCCUAACUGUAACUUUGCGCCUGUUGACCAGCCUCUCCCCAUCCUCCCUCCCCACUAACUCUCCUCUGUACAAGAAUAAUCACUCUUUUACUCUACUUUUACGAGAUCAACUUAAAAAAAAACUUUUUAAAACGACUGCAUAAUAUGCUUUCAUGCUCACACUCAUUUAAAAACCGUGACUUUGGCAGAGUAACUUCAUUCUUCCAGGGGAAAAAAUUUAAAUGGUCUGAGUAAGGAAGCUCGCCUGGGCACAAGUGCUGGGUCGCUCCGCCGGGCUCGCCGCGCCGGGGGCCCCCAGACACCCGCCACCACAGCGGGGAAGGCAGGGUGCUGACUCCUGGGGCCACGACACUCGGCUCCGGUGGUGGGGAUUCCGCGCGGGACCCACGAGGGAACAAAGAGGCGGCUGGACGGCCCAGCUCUCCGCACCCGGAGGGACCUGUUCCACCUCUCCGGCUCCCGUACCCCUCCAUCCGCAUCUGAGUGACCAGAUCCCACUGCAGUCAACAGCCCGCGGGGUAGCCAGCUUCGAGGGACCGCCCGGAAAGACACAACGCGCGGGGAAGGCGCCGGGCGUCCAGUCUCGGGAGAGAUUAGAGAUGGCGUUCCUGCCCAGCGCCGUCAAUCCAGAGGAAUCCGCGGCCAUCGCGGAUCCACUAGAGGUGAGGCGGCACUGAGCCCAAGUGUGAGGCUCCCGGGAGCUACGCCUCCGCUGCCCCAGUGCCACCCGUUUUUGCCUCAGGCGGCUCUGACCGCCAUCGUUUCAACCUGGAGAGAUGGGCCCUCCCCUACGGACGCACUUCCCUUCCCCGGCAGGAAGGAGGGCGCUGACCCAGGGGGCACACGCCCCUGGCUGCGCAUGCGCCAUUCAUCCGCGGCGAGUGGCCUCGCGGAGCCGGAUUCGUCGCUCCGCCGGGAGUGCGCCUGCGCGGUCGCCGGGGCUCCCACCUCAGCUUCCCCUCCCCCGGCCCCCUCGGGGGCUCCGAGCCCGGCGGGACCAUGUUCACCAGCACCGGCUCCAGUGGGCUCUACAAGGCGCCUCUGUCGAAGAGCCUUCUGCUGGUCCCCAGUGCCCUCUCCCUCCUGCUAGCCCUCCUCCUGCCUCACUGCCAGAAGCUGUUUGUGUAUGACCUCCACGCAGUCAAGAACGACUUCCAGAUUUGGAGGUUGAUAUGUGGAAGAAUAAUUUGCCUUGAUUUGAAAGAUACUUUCUGCAGUAGUCUGCUUAUUUAUAAUUUUAGGAUAUUUGAAAGAAGAUAUGGAAGCAGAAAAUUUGCCUCCUUUUUGCUGGGUUCCUGGGUUUUGUCAGCCUUAUUUGACUUUCUCCUCGUCGAAGCUAUGCAGUAUUUCUUUGGCAUCACUGCAGCUAGUAAUUUGCCUUCUGGAUUCUUGGCACCUGUGUUUGCUCUGUUUGUACCAUUUUACUGCUCCAUACCAAGAGUCCAAGUGGCACAAAUUCUGGGCCCGUUGUCCAUCACAAACAAGACAUUGAUUUAUAUAUUGGGACUACAGCUUUUCACCUCUGGUUCCUACAUCUGGAUUGUAGCCAUAAGUGGACUUAUGUCCGGUCUGUGCUACAACAGCAAAAUGUUCCAGGUGCAUCAGGUGCUCUGCAUCCCCAGCUGGAUGGCAAAAUUCUUUUCUUGGACACUUGAACCCAUCUUCUCUUCUUCAGAACCCACCAGCGAAGCCAGAAUUGGGAUGGGAGCCACGCUAGACAUCCAGAGACAGCAGAGGAUGGAGCUGCUGGACCGGCAGCUGAUGUUCUCUCAGUUUGCACAAGGGAGGCGACAGAGACAGCAGCAGGGAGGAAUGAUCAAUUGGAAUCGUCUUUUUCCUCCUUUACGUCAGCGACAAAACGUAAACUAUCAGGGUGGUCGGCAGUCUGAGCCAGCAGCGCCCCCUCCUCUAGAAGUUUCCGAGGAACAGGUCGCCCGGCUCAUGGAGAUGGGAUUUUCCAGAGGUGAUGCUUUGGAAGCCCUGAGAGCUUCAAACAAUGACCUCAAUGUCGCCACCAACUUCCUGCUGCAACACUGAUGGUCCCAGGCCAACACUGGGACCGGACCGGCCGCCGAGUGACAGUGCGUGGUCCCCACCAUCAGAUCAGCCCGGGGACCGAGCAUCUCUGGUGCUGAUGUUCUUGUGGGAAGAGGGAGGUUCCACCGCACCCCUGCCUUCAACCCCAAGACUGUUGCCAUUAUAGUAUGGAAAUAAGUUUGCCAUUACAUUAGCAUGUAUUUUCUACCUAUAUUUUUUAUUGGGCAUUUUCCCUAGGUUGGAGAGUCAUCACUCGUUUUGAAUGUGUUUAAAAUGCAUUAAAAUGGAAGAUUUCUGCAGGCAGUUAAAUGGCACUCCAGAUGGGGAAUUGCCGUAACCCUCUUACUGUAACGUGUCAUCUCCUGCGUUGUGAUGGGGAGAGGGUGAUGUUAUUUCAUAAAGGACGUGUCAGAUCCUUCUUCAUGGACUUUUUUAGUUACUGUUUCUUCUCUCAAACUUGUUUUCAAAUCUCUUGGGAGUGAGGGAGAAACGGGGAGCUGAAUCCUCCCCCGAGCUGUUCCAGGCCAGGAGACUCCGCAGUACCUUCUCCUAUAUCUAGUAACAAAGAAUGGUGAUAACCAUGCACUGGUUCAAGGUUCUGGAGUUCUCCAUGAAACUUGGGUUAAUUUUGCUCAGAAUAUCCAGAGUUAGCCACUAGACUGCGGGUGAAAUGGGAUGGAGAAGAACAGCAGGCUCUCUGGAGCCACAUGGGCUGACUUGGGCACUCUGUGGCUGGCCUGGCACGGGCUCAGCCCGGGAAGAGGAGAAACGAUCCCUUGCCUGCCCCGUCCCUGUGGCAGGGCUAGCUGCCUGGCCCUCUCGGCUUGUAGCCAGUCAGCCCCUCUGGCAGCAGGUUCUCCUCAGGGCUUAGGUCUUGAACCUGUGGCGGCAGGAGGCAGGGCAGACUGUGGAGGACGGGAUGCAGGUCGGGGAGAGGGAAGGCAGGGGUGGACCGCCCUGAGCAUGAAAAGACCCCAAGCAAGUUGACUCUUGCAAUGUGCAACUGUUAUGUUCUGCAAAAUGAGCAACGAUGUAUCAAAUUGAUGCAAAUUUAGAUGUUGAUACUUACAAUAAAGUUUUUAAUGUGUUUUACUCUUCA
Molecule: messenger RNA, 3703 nt
Organism: Cercocebus atys (sooty mangabey)
Lineage: Eukaryota; Metazoa; Chordata; Mammalia; Primates; Cercopithecidae
Gene: UBAC2
Product: UBA domain containing 2
Exons: 9
Coding region: 1567-2604 (345 amino acids)
Molecular function (GO): serine-type endopeptidase activity; protein binding
Source: RefSeq, a predicted model, not a curated record